AUGGCACAAGGAGGGUUGAAAACAAAGUUCUCUGCUGUUCCUCCCAAAGGCAAAGCAUCCAAAGGAAAGAAAAAGAAGCCCCUUGGCCCAAGAAAGGGUGGUCACUAUAUUGCUCCCAAGAAAGGCAAACGUAUCGAGACUGAUCGUGUCAAGAAGGCUUUGUCUAAGCAGAUUGACCUGGGCAUUGAGAAGGCCAUCCAUCAGCAAGCUCUCAGUGACGGCACUGAAUUCAGAUUGUUAGAAAACAAUAAACCAGCAUCUUCGACAAGCGGGUCAUCAAAAAGUGGACCAUCGAAAAGCAGACCAUCGAAAAGUGGACCAUCAAAGAGUGGGCCAUCGAAGAGCAAGUAA
Molecule: messenger RNA, 351 nt
Organism: Halichondria panicea
Lineage: Eukaryota; Metazoa; Porifera; Demospongiae; Suberitida; Halichondriidae
Product: leydig cell tumor 10 kDa protein homolog
Exons: 2
Coding region: 1-351 (116 amino acids)
Source: RefSeq, a predicted model, not a curated record